This is a messenger RNA of Gossypium raimondii (Peruvian cotton), 3861 nucleotides long. RefSeq names its product protein transport protein Sec24-like At4g32640. The transcript has 26 exons. NCBI's taxonomy places the organism in Eukaryota, Viridiplantae, Streptophyta, Magnoliopsida, Malvales, Malvaceae. The record is from RefSeq and is a predicted model, not a curated record. Gene Ontology annotation, cellular component: COPII vesicle coat; endoplasmic reticulum exit site. Gene Ontology annotation, molecular function: zinc ion binding; SNARE binding. The coding region runs from base 330 to 3644 and encodes 1104 amino acids. Gene Ontology annotation, biological process: COPII-coated vesicle cargo loading; endoplasmic reticulum to Golgi vesicle-mediated transport; intracellular protein transport.
UGAGCAAUGAAUGUUGCUUUUUCUUUGUUUUGAACGUCAAAAAUAUAAUACCCGCCCCAUUUUGUAUCGCUUUCCUUUCUCCUUUCCUUCACCAAAUCCCAAUCUGCCUGUCGAUCCUCCUAAAUAAACCCUAAUUUCUCCGUUCUCUCUUUCUAAAACCCUACUCCUUAAUUCACAUCAUUCAGAUCUUAGCUACUUGUUUCCUUCGUUCUACAGAUCCGACGCAAAUUUCUUCGAUCACGGGUACUUCAUAUUUUGAUCGUGUUGUAAAAAAUAUAUAAAGAAGAGGGAUAUUGAAGGAGGGGAUUGGAAUCGGUUUUGAUUAAAUUAUGGCAGCUCCUGUGCCUCCAGGGGCACCUAGACCCGGCGCCAAUGCACGGCAGCAAUCACCACAUCCUAAUUUUAAUCCUAAUUUUCAAACCAAUCCCAAUUCCUUAGCCGAUAACAUGCAGAAUAUGAACCUAAAUCGGCCACACUCUAUGCCCAAUUCUGGUCCUAGGCCUUCACCUUUUGGUCAACCACCACCCUUUCCUCAAUCUUCUGUCACUGCUGGAUUCCCAGUUGCUUCCCCGCCAAUGUCACGGCCUGGACCACCACCAGGUAUGGUGGGAAGACCUGCAGUGAUUCCUGCUGGACCGCUGCAAUCCACAUUACCUGCAAAUGUACCCCCAGGAAGACCGGUUGGUUUGCCUGUUAGUCACCCACUCCCUUUUGGGUCUAGACCUCCUCCUGCCUCAUUGUCUUCAUCUACAGGUGGCGCAGUUCUACCUUCUAGUGCUUUCCCAUCUUCAGGUGUAUCUAGUGCCUCAGCUGCACCACCACCACCAGGUACUCGCCCUAGUUCUUUUGUGUCAUCUUCACCUUUGACUGGUGGUCCUGCUGGGCCAAUGUCAAGUGCACGCGCUGGUCCUUCGAGUAAUGGGCCACCAGCAGUUGGCGCAGGAGCUUUGCCUGGUGCACCCCAAUUUCCUCCUCCUGCAAUUGUUUCACAACCUCCGGUUGGACCUCCACCAUCUAUGAUGUCAGCUAGGGCACCUGCUCAGGCUCCAACUAUGCGUUCUGUUUUGGGAAGUUCAGCUGUUAGUUCCCCACAAACUCCUCCUCUUCCAUCGGCAUCAUCACCAUUUCCAGCCAUGACGCAGGCUAGACCACCUCCUCCAGGUUCUCCUUAUGGACCACAGACAUGGUCGAUGCAACCCCAGCAGGGAACCCAACCUCCUCAUAUUCCUGGCUCUACUCAUGCACAACCUCCAAGAAUGUUUGGAAUGCCACAACAAGCACUACCAAAUCAAGCUAUGACUAACAUUCCACCUGCACUGGGCCAACCUGGAGCACCUAUGUCAGGGUCAUCAAAGAUUGAUCCUAAUCAAAUUCCAAGACCUAUUCCAAAUGCAACACCAAUCGUUUAUGAAACUCGCCAUGGCAACUCAGCAAAUCCUCCUCCGCCUGCUACAAGUGAUUACAUUGUCAGAGACACCGGGAAUUGUAGUCCACGAUAUAUGAGAUGUACCAUCAAUCAGAUCCCUUGCACGGGCGACCUUUUGACAACCUCUGCGAUGCAGCUGGCUUUGUUAGUACAACCUAUGGCCCUCCCUCAUCCAUCGGAGGAUCCUAUUCAGGUCGUGGAUUUUGGGGAAAGUGGUCCUGUUCGAUGUUCUCGCUGCAAAGGUUACAUAAAUCCUUUCAUGAAGUUCAUUGAUCAGGGAAGGAAGUUUAUCUGCAAUUUGUGUGGGUUUACUGAUGAUACUCCCCGUGACUACCAUUGCAACCUUGGUCCUGAUGGCCGGCGUAGAGAUGCUGAUGAGAGGCCUGAGCUUUGUAGAGGAACAGUUGAAUUUGUUGCUUCAAAAGAGUACAUGGUCCGUGAUCCAAUGCCGGCUGUGUAUUUUUUCCUAAUUGAUGUGUCCAUGAAUGCUGUGCAAACUGGUGCCACUGCUGCAGCUUGCAGUGCGAUUAAUCAAGUUAUUUCUGAUCUUCCUGAAGGUACUCGUACGCAGGUCGGAAUAGCAACAUUUGACUCAACAAUCCAUUUUUAUAAUUUAAAACGGGCACUGCAACAGCCAUUGAUGCUUAUCGUUCCUGACAUACAAGAUGUCUAUACCCCUCUUGAAACAGAUGUCAUUGUUCAGCUUUCUGAGUGCCGCCAGCAUUUAGAGCUAUUGCUUGAAAACAUCCCAACAAUGUUUCAGACUAGUACAACUGCUGAGUCAUGUUUUGGUGCUGCAAUUAAGGCUGCAUUCUUGGCCAUGAAAAGUAUUGGAGGGAAGCUUCUAGUAUUUCAGUCAGUCUUGCCAUCUGUUGGCAUUGGUGCCCUAUCUUCUAGGGAGGCUGAAGGGAGAACUAACAUUUCUGCUAGCGAAAAGGAGGCUCAUAAAUUACUGCAACCAGCUGACAAAAUUCUCAAGACAAUGGCAAUUGAAUUUGCUGAGUAUCAGGUCUGUGUCGAUGUUUUUGUAACUACUCAGACUUACGUGGAUAUUGCUUCCAUCUCUGUCAUCCCAAGAACAACUGGAGGCCAGGUUUAUUAUUAUUACCCCUUCUCUGCUGUAUCUGAUCCUGCAAAGCUCUACAAUGACCUUAGAUGGAACAUCACUAGGCCCCAAGGUUUUGAGGCUGUCAUGCGCGUAAGAUGCAGCCAGGGUAUUCAAGUUCAAGAUUACUCUGGAAACUUCUGCAAACGCAUUCCAACUGAUGUUGACCUAGCUGGGAUUGACUGUGACAAAUGCAUAUUGGUAACAUUAAAGCAUGAUGACAAAUUACAAGAUGGUUCUGAAUGUGGCUUUCAGUGUGCCCUUCUCUAUACCACUGUUUAUGGACAAAGAAGAAUUCGAGUCACAAACUUAUCCUUGCCGUGCACAAAUAUGCUAAGUAAUUUGUUUCGCUCUGCUGACUUGGAUACUCAAUUCACAUGUUUCUUAAAGCAAGCUGCAAUUGAAAUUCCUACAUGCCCGCUUCUUCAAGUGAGGGACCAUGUUACAAAUCUUUGCAUCAACAUUCUGCUUUCAUAUCGUAAAUUUUGCGCCACAGUAUCAUCAACUGGACAGCUUAUUCUUCCUGAGGCUCUUAAGCUUCUCCCUCUGUAUACUCUUGCAUUAAUCAAGAGUAGAGGGUUGCGAAAUGAUGGCAGAAUAGAUGACCGUUCCUUCUGGUUCAAUUAUGUUUCCUCCCUUUCUACUCCUUUGGCAAUCCCAUUGGUUUAUCCCAGGAUGUUUGCCAUCCACAAUGUUGAUACAAAGGAUGGAGAUGAAUCUGUUCUUCCUCCUACAAUCCCACUUUCUAGUGAACAUGUCUGUGAUGAUGGAAUCUAUCUUCUUGAGAAUGGUGAGGACGCUUUAAUAUAUUUUGGAAGCUCAGUGGAUUCAAGUAUCUUGCAACAACUUUUUGGCUUUACCUCAGUUGACGAAGUACCCACUCAGUUUGUGAUGCAGCAAUUUUCCAAUCCUUUAUCAAAGAACUUCAAUGAUGUAGUCAAUGUGAUUCGCCAACAAAGAUGCUCCUACCUUCGCUUCGCAUUGUGCAAGAAGGGGGAUCCGUCAGGAAUGGCGUUCUUAUCUUGCAUGGUAGAAGACAAGAAUGCAAAUGGGCCAUCUUAUGUGGAGUUUCUUGUACAUAUUCAUCGGCAAAUCCAAAUGAAAAUGUCUUGAUAAGUUUCAAGCUUCCUCAACAACAGUUGGCUUCACAAGUAGUGAUGGCACUUGGAGAUCAAAAGCUGCACACAAACAUUGUAAUUUCAUAUCUUAUAUCAAUUAUUUAUUUCCUGGAACCCCAAUUUUGAGCUAAACAAAGGUUCUUAAUUGUACCCAACUUUGGCGGUGAGGUACUUGAAUUACUAAUAAUGCAAUUAUUUUCGGCUUUUUGUUA